Molecule: messenger RNA, 1002 nt
Organism: Arabidopsis thaliana (thale cress)
Lineage: Eukaryota; Viridiplantae; Streptophyta; Magnoliopsida; Brassicales; Brassicaceae
Gene: MYB90
Product: myb domain protein 90
Exons: 3
Coding region: 112-861 (249 amino acids)
Cellular component (GO): nucleus
Source: RefSeq, marked reviewed
AAGUCCUCCCAGGAUUUGGGAAGCCACAAUAACCCCCUAUUCCUCGGCCUUUUUUAAAAAAGUUUUAGAAUAAUCCGAUAAAAUACUUUUAUAUUAAUUUUUCUUUGGUCCAUGGAGGGUUCGUCCAAAGGGUUGAGGAAAGGUGCAUGGACUGCUGAAGAAGAUAGUCUCUUGAGGCUAUGUAUUGAUAAGUAUGGAGAAGGCAAAUGGCAUCAAGUUCCUUUGAGAGCUGGGCUAAAUCGAUGCAGAAAGAGUUGUAGACUAAGAUGGUUGAACUAUUUGAAGCCAAGUAUCAAGAGAGGAAGACUUAGCAAUGAUGAAGUUGAUCUUCUUCUUCGCCUUCAUAAGCUUCUAGGAAAUAGGUGGUCCUUGAUUGCUGGUCGAUUGCCUGGUCGGACCGCUAAUGAUGUCAAAAAUUACUGGAACACCCAUCUGAGUAAAAAACAUGAGUCUUCGUGUUGUAAGUCUAAAAUGAAAAAGAAAAACAUUAUUUCCCCUCCUACAACACCGGUCCAAAAAAUCGGUGUUUUUAAGCCUCGACCUCGAUCCUUCUCUGUUAACAAUGGUUGCAGCCAUCUCAAUGGUCUGCCAGAAGUUGAUUUAAUUCCUUCAUGCCUUGGACUCAAGAAAAAUAAUGUUUGUGAAAAUAGUAUCACAUGUAACAAAGAUGAUGAGAAAGAUGAUUUUGUGAAUAAUCUAAUGAAUGGAGAUAAUAUGUGGUUGGAGAAUUUACUGGGGGAAAACCAAGAAGCUGAUGCGAUUGUUCCUGAAGCGACGACAGCUGAACAUGGGGCCACUUUGGCGUUUGACGUUGAGCAACUUUGGAGUCUGUUUGAUGGAGAGACUGUUGAACUUGAUUAGUGUUUCUCACCGUUUGUUUAAGAUUGUGGGUGGCUUUUCUUUCGUAUUUUAGUAAUGUAUUUUUCUGUAUGAAGUAAAGAAUUUCAGCAUUUUAAGAAAAAUGGUUAUGUUUCUACGUAAUAAAAAAAAACGUUAUUUAUA